This is a messenger RNA of Hordeum vulgare subsp. vulgare (domesticated barley), 594 nucleotides long. Its product is annotated as lysine-rich arabinogalactan protein 19-like. The record is from RefSeq and is a predicted model, not a curated record. Lineage: Eukaryota; Viridiplantae; Streptophyta; Magnoliopsida; Poales; Poaceae. Bases 1 to 594 code for a protein of 197 amino acids. The transcript has 2 exons.
AUGCCGACGGCGCCCGCCCAGUCACCUCCCGAGCCGGCCAUGCCCGCGCCCACCGCCACCCCCGUCGCGCCCGCUAAGCCGCCACCCGCAGUCGCGCCGGUCAAGCCGCCUCCGGUUGUCGCGCCCGUGUCCGCGCCGCCGCCCGUCGUGACGCCUCCUCCCGUGUCACCACCGCCCGUGAAGGCGCCUCCUCCCGUGACGCCACCACCGGUCACCGCGCCUCCGCCCGCGACGACUCCCCCGCCGGCGGCCGCACCGGCCGAGGCGCCCGCACCGGCCGAGGCGCCCGCGGUGCUCCCUCCCAUGGCGACGGCCCCGCCGGUGGCCGAGGCACCCGCCGUGCUGCCUCCGGCCAAGGCUCCGUCCAAGAGCAAGAACAAGCACAAGAGAAAGAGGAGCGGCAAGAAGAAGUCGUCCGCCCCCGCGCCGGAGCCGCUCAGCCCACCGGCCCCCAUCGCGCCCGAGCCCACCACCGUGGAGGACGUCUCCGGCCCCGCACCAUCCGCCAACGAUCUGAGCGGGAGCGGCCGGCAGUACGGCGCUGGGGGAUCGUCGUGCAGACCGCCGCCAUGGCCGCGCUGCUGCUGUCGCUAG